Durio zibethinus is the source of this 1751-nucleotide messenger RNA. RefSeq names its product Pentatricopeptide repeat (PPR) superfamily protein. Gene Ontology annotation, cellular component: mitochondrion. NCBI's taxonomy places the organism in Eukaryota, Viridiplantae, Streptophyta, Magnoliopsida, Malvales, Malvaceae. Gene Ontology annotation, molecular function: protein binding. The record is from RefSeq and is a predicted model, not a curated record.
AGCCAAAAAAAAUAAAGGAAAAAGCGAAGGGUUUUUGCUUUCCGAGUUUUUGAAGCAAAGCAGACCAAACCCUUCACUGUUCUUCACUCAGCUUUCACCAAUGAAGUUCCUCUUUCGAUCCAUUUACAGUCCCAACAGGACUCUGCUUCGAGCUCUGGGUCGGCGCCAGUUUUCUGAUUCGGCAGGAGUAAAAGCCAAACGAAACUAUGCUGAAAAUGUCUCUGAAUACAACACUGUCCUCACUUCUCUCGUUACUAAACGAAGGCAUUUUCUGUUGAGGGAUGUUUAUGAUGAUAUGAUGCUGGAUGGGGUACGGCCAACUAGAGAUACUUUCGAGGCUUUGAUUAUGGGAACCAUGAGAGGGGCACGGCUGCAAGAUGCUUUCUUUUUCAGAGAUGAAAUGAAGGCCAUGGGAUUAGUCCCUGAGGUCACUUUAUAUAACUUUUUGAUCUCAACCUGUGGGAAAUGCAAGAAUUCGAACCUUGCAAUUCAGAUUCUGGAAGAAAUGAAGAGAUAUGACGUGAAGCCUAAUGGACAAACUUAUGUUUGUCUGCUUAAUGCAUGUGCAUCAAAUGGACGAUUAGAUCAAGUAUUAGCAAUAGUUCGUGAUAUGACUGCUGCUGGUGCUGAAUUGAACAAGUUUUGCUACGCUGGACUUAUUGUUGCACAUACGAACAAGAUGCCUAGAGCAGAUGAUAUAGCAACCAAAAUUAUUGAGUUAGCUGAACAGUCUAAAGGAUGGUCAUCUCUUGAAGCAAGCGGAAAUACUGGGAAUGCAAUGCUUGGCAUUUCUGAAGAAGAGUUAUACAACUUACCUACUGCUGAUUUUGUUCAUAGGCGCUUUUUCUUAUACAGGCAGUUUACUGUAUACCAUGUUGCAUUUCAUGCUUGUGCAGACCUUAGGAAUGUAGAGGCGAUGGAAACUUUACUGGAGAUGCUCAAGAAUGAUGGUAAAAUUCCUGACAUCUUUAUUACCGUGCAAAUUAUGAGAUGCUAUCUUAAUGCUGGAGACAUCGACCAUGGUGUUCAAAUUUUUGAAGACUACUUAAAUGAAGGGAAGCCUCCAGUAAUGGAACUUUAUGCAACACUUGUUGAGGGAGCUAUGAUUGGGUAUACUCCCAGAGGAAUGCAACUUGCUCAAGAAACACUGGUUAAGAUGAAUUCUAGGAACUUUUUCUUGAACGCUAAAGUAGGAAGCGAUCUCCUCCUUGCUGCUGCUGGUGAGAAGACGGGUGGAUAUACAAAUGCAAACUAUAUAUGGGACCUGAUGCAUGCUCGCAAGGUAGUUCCUUCUCUUUCUGCAGUGGACGCUUAUUACAAAGGCCUAAAACAACGUGAGAUACCGGAAAAUGAUCCAAGAUUGCAACUAGUUUCUCGUACCUUAAACAACCUGCGUUUUAGAUUCGGAAGAGGACCUGCUUGACCUGAGGAGGAAAUCUGCUUUAUUUUGUACCCAGUACUGUUGCCAUGUUGAAGUAGAAAUUUGAGGCAAAAUCUUCUUCUUUAGUCAUAGUAAUUGCUACAUAUGAAUGAAUUGGUUCCAUAAGAGAAGAGGAAAUAGAUGGAUGGGCUUGUUUUGGAUGCAUGUGGCAGAUAUUAGGUGGUUCAUUCUCCAUUGUAAAAUUGAACUUUUUUUUUUUUUUUGUUCUUAGCUAAUUCAGUUGACAUUUCUAUUUUUCCAGAAUAAAAAAAAUAAUUUAUCUUACCAAUUGUAUGAAUCAUUAAUUGUAAAAAAUAAAUAAAAAAAAGGU